AUGUUCUUCACCAAGUACGUGCUGUUGUUUCUUCUCCAUUGCAUAUUCGUAGCAUCACAACAAGAAGAUGUUGGUUUCACCUACAAUGGCUUUCAAGGAGUUAACAUGACCUUGGACGGCUUAGCCCAGAUUACAGACAAUGGUCUCCUAACGAUGGUAAACACCACAAUAGCACAAUUCCAGGUAGGCCAUGCCUUCUACCCCCUUCCUGUUUCGUUCAUGAAUUCGUCGAGUCGUAAUGUUCUGUCCUUCUCUACUACUUUCGUAUUUGCCAUGUUCUCUGAGGUACCAACAAUAGGAGGUCCUGGAAUUGUGUUUGUGAUCUCACCCUCGAGAGGGUUCCCUGGUGCUUUGUCCGGCGGUUAUUUUGGCCUCUUCAACUUGACUAACAUCGGUAACUCAUCCAACCAUAUAGUUGGAGUCGAACUGGAUACCCUCCAAAACGCUCAGUUUAAUGAUAUCAAUGGUAACCACGUUGGUAUUGAUAUUAACGACUUGAAAUCUGUUGAAGUUGUUCCAGCAUCUUAUUUUAGUGACCAAGAGCAUCAGCGUGUGAACCUGAACCUCUUCAGUGGACAUCCCAUACAAGCUUGGGUGGAAUAUGAUGGUACAAAGAGGCAACUUAUUGUUUCUUUAGCACCAGUUACUGUCCCUAAACCAACAAUUCCACUCUUGUCUUGGAACAUUGAUCUUUAUAAGAUCAUAGUGGAUCCCAUGUUUGUGGGCUUCUCAUCAUCUACUGCUUCCUUGGAUGUAUCUUAUUAUGUGCUGGGGUGGAGCUUUAAGUUGAACGGGCAAGCAAAACCACUCUCUCUCUCCCUACUUCCUAAGCUUCCUCGAAUGAGACCCAAAACAAAACCGAGAAUUUUUACGACUGGAUUUCCUGUGAUCGGUGCUAGUUUAGUGUUUAUGUCGAUCUUCAUCAUCCAUUUUAUUGUAGCAAAGAAGAAGAAGUUGGCAGAAGUUCUCGAAGAUUGGGAACUUGAAUAUGGACCUCACAAGUUCAGAUACAAAGAUCUCUACAUAGCAACCAAAGGAUUUCAUGACAAGAAGCUUCUUGGUAUGGGUGGCUUUGGUAAAGUCUACAAAGGUGUAUUACCCACCACAAAACAAGAAGUUGCAGUGAAGAGAGUAUCACAUGAUUCAAGACAAGGGGUGAGGGAAUUUAUUGCCGAGAUCAUCAGCCUCGGUAAACUGCAGCAUCGAAACAUAGUAACACUCUUGGGGUAUUGCCGACGUAAAGGAGAGCUCCUUCUAGUCUAUGAAUUCAUGCCCAACGGGAGUCUAGACCAGUUCCUCUUUGAUCAUCAAUCCACAGCAACAAAGGCAACAUUGAAUUGGAAUCAAAGAUUUCAAAUAAUCAAAAGUGUGGCAUCUGCAUUACUAUUUCUUCAUGAAGAAUGGGAACAAGUUGUCGUUCACAGAGACAUCAAGUCCAGUAAUGUAAUGUUAGACAGGGAGCUGAACGGAAGAUUGGGAGAUUUUGGACUCGCAAAAUUAUAUGAACAUGGAGGGGAUCCUAAAACCACCCAUGUGGUGGGGACUUUUGGUUAUCUUGCAGCAGAAUAUGCUAGAACCGGCAAAGCAAAUCCUAGUGUGGAUGUGUUUGCGUUUGGGGUUCUUUUGCUCGAGGUCGCUUGUGGUAAGAGGCCUAUAAAGGCAGAGGAAUCAGAAGAGUGUCUUUUGUUGGUGGAUUGGGUGAUCUUAUAUUGGAAUAGGGGUGCAAUUCUUGAAACUGUGGAUCCCAAAUUAGAAAUGAAUUAUGAAGUGGAUGAAAUGGUGUUGGUGUUAAAACUUGGAUUGCUUUGCUCUCACUCCAUCCCAACUGCAAGGCCAUGUAUGCGGCAAGUUGUCCGGUAUUUGGAGGGAGAGAUUCCUCUACCGGAGCUGCCAUCUCUGACUUCAGAACCUACUGGUGAAGUCUCUUUUUGGUGUCCAUCUCUUGGUAGUAGAAUGAGUCCACUAUCAUCAAUUGCCGAUUCUCUACUCUCUGGAGGACGUUAA
Molecule: messenger RNA, 2004 nt
Organism: Macadamia integrifolia
Lineage: Eukaryota; Viridiplantae; Streptophyta; Magnoliopsida; Proteales; Proteaceae
Product: L-type lectin-domain containing receptor kinase IV.2-like
Exons: 1
Coding region: 1-2004 (667 amino acids)
Biological process (GO): protein phosphorylation
Cellular component (GO): plasma membrane
Molecular function (GO): protein kinase activity; ATP binding; carbohydrate binding
Source: RefSeq, a predicted model, not a curated record